UCCAAGCAUGCUCUCAGCAUUUCGAAGCUCCACUCAAUUCGUCCAUGGAAUCCUUCAAUCCUAACAAACACCUGAAAGAACAAUUUGUGAGCAACUUAAUUGGUUCUUCCAAGCUUGAGAUAUUCUUCCUCAUCACAAAUUUCUCGAUUCUGAUACUUAUAAGACAUUGCAUUGGAUUCAGUUGGACCAAUUAUGGUUCUAGUAAGAAAGAUGAUAAUGCUUCUAACAGUUGCAAGAACUUGAAAGCCUACAUUGCGACUCUGAGUCUUGAUUUUCUCUGUAUUGCGAUUCCUUACGCCUUGUUCAUGACUUACAGAAAUGGAUCAUCACUCUUGCAGGAAAAUGGCAUUAACUCUAUUAGGGCCACCAUCUCCUCCUAUAGGGUUUCUAUGAUGCUUGGUACAUCCCUCUGUAUUUUGGCUGUUGAUUUCAAGAUAUUUCCCAGAAGAUAUGCAAAAACAGAGACAUAUGGUUCUAGCUUGGUUCAUGUUGGUGAAUAUGGUGUGCAUUGGAAUUUCUUUUUCACUCUCGCUGCUGUAGCUAUCCUCACUUCUGUUAUAAACGUUGAUUCAAAAUACAGUGGAGUUCUAGGUUCCUUCAUCCUCUUUGCCUAUCAAGCCUUGCUGUCAUGUGGGCUAAAUGAAUAUCUCCUUUCGGAAGAAAGGGGAACAGACAUCUUCAGCCAAAACAAGGAAGGAAUAUUCAGCAUAUUUGGGUAUUGGGGAAUGUACCUACUUGGUGUCGGAAUAGGAAGAUGGCUCUUCUUUGGAGACAAUUUAAAAACCAAGAAAUGGGCCACAACUAGAGUUUGGGCUCUUUGCUUCUUUUUCUGGGCAUUAACUUUGUUUCUAGAGUUGCAUAUUGAAAAAGUAUCUCGUCGAAUGUGCAACGUGGCGUAUGUUUCUCUUACUUUGGCUUGCAACCUUCAGAUGAUUUGCUUCAGGAACGGUAUAUAA
Messenger RNA from Striga asiatica, 956 nucleotides. The record is from the annotation of a GenBank genome assembly. NCBI's taxonomy places the organism in Eukaryota, Viridiplantae, Streptophyta, Magnoliopsida, Lamiales, Orobanchaceae.